This is a messenger RNA of Dentiscutata erythropus, 865 nucleotides long. NCBI's taxonomy places the organism in Eukaryota, Fungi, Glomeromycota, Glomeromycetes, Diversisporales, Gigasporaceae. The record is from the annotation of a GenBank genome assembly.
AAAAAAAAAAAAGCCUGAUAAACUACCUUGUAAAAUCCAAUUUGUUGACACAUAUGGUGUUGUAAAUCCAGCAAUGUUGCGUGCACAUUUGGUUCUCUUGAGAAAAUUCAAUAUGUUGGAGCAAUCGGAUAAAUGUGUUGAUACGAGAUAUUUAUUACGUGCGCAAGAACGUUAUGUACUUUGGCUGAAUUUACUUUGUAAUCAAAACUUAGACCAAGAAGCUGAGCUAAUUCCGCCCAUAGACUUGUGUAGAAUUUAUGAUCCUUAUCAAAAGUUUCCAGAUUGUCCUUUAAAAAAAUUAGUAAAAAGUAAUGGUAGUCAUACUGAUCCUGCAUCUGAACGUAUUUGGACGGAAAAAACUAAACAACCAUGGGUUCUUGAUCCAAAUGAUAGUUCUGAUUUUAAGAUUGAAUAUAGGGAGAAAUAUGUGCAAACCUCUGAUGCAAAUGAAAAUUGUCUAAUAUGUUACGCUCAACAUUCUAUUGAAACCCUAAGCGUAAAACGAUUUAUUGAUGAUGUUAGCGCCUGGAAUAAGGAUAAAUCCAGACUGAUUGGAAAAUAUCAAUUAUUAUUCACUGCUAAUAACAUUAAUGUAUUAACAAAUUGUGAUAGAUAUGAAUGGGCGCAUAUAAACAAACGACUCAAUUUACAAAUUAAAAAUAUGAAGAAAGAAAUUGUCCAGCGUGUCAUACCUGCCUAUAGUGGAAUUCCAUUAUCAUUUUCAAUUGAUCUUGUUAGUGCAGUAUAUCGGCAACGUAGAUUUACUGAAAAGAUAGUUAAAAAUAAGUGGAUUGAUCGUUUAGAAGUUCAAGAAAACGCCAUAACACGUUAUCUUAAAUUCUUAUCAUUAAUAAAAGAGAAGUGA